Messenger RNA from Xenia sp. Carnegie-2017, 1568 nucleotides. Its product is annotated as FUN14 domain-containing protein 1-like. Gene Ontology annotation, cellular component: mitochondrial outer membrane. The transcript has 6 exons. The record is from RefSeq and is a predicted model, not a curated record. Bases 187 to 753 code for a protein of 188 amino acids. NCBI's taxonomy places the organism in Eukaryota, Metazoa, Cnidaria, Anthozoa, Malacalcyonacea, Xeniidae. Gene Ontology annotation, biological process: autophagy of mitochondrion.
AUGCUUCCUUCAUCAAAACGAUCAUAACACGGGGAUUUCCGAUUUCCGAGUCUAACAGAUUUUCUCAUAUAUUCCCAUUUAGUUUUAUGACGAAACCUUUGUGGCAAAGUGAAUUUUGUUCUUGUUCUCUGGUUGCUUUAUUUAUGUUCUGUUGAUAAUUCAUGUUGUUAAGCUACUCGACGAAAGAUGUCAUCAGAAGAAUAUGAGAAAAAUGAAAAUGAACAGGAAGAAGAGGAUUCAGUUGAUGGUUUUGAGGUUAUCGAAAGGCUUCGAGGGCGAGAUAGAACUUACUGGGACAUAGCUUCUCAGCAAUUUGCUCAUCUUGAUCUCUCCCGACGUCCUGUUUACCAGCAACUUGGUGUUGGUGGAAUCUCAGGAUGGUUAGUUGGAAGCAUAUUUAAGAAGAUUGGAAAACUGACCGCUCUCGCUGUUGGAAGUGGUUUGUUAGUUUUACAGAUUACCUCGCAGUCUGGUUAUGUGACUAUAAACUGGAAAAAAAUUAACAAGGAUGUGGGAAAAGUGUCUCGGUCCAUGUCCAAAAAAGUUGAAGAAUACACGUCAUUUCGUAGCAGUGAGAACAGAGCCAAAAACUUUCUGUUGAAGCGUCUAAAAAAAGUUGGAGAAAUCGCAUCAUUUCGUAGGAGUAACACCAAAGGCAAAAACCUUCUGUUGAAGGGUGGCCAAGUUGUGCAAAAGAACAUUGUCGUCGCUAGUGGUUUUGCUGGUGGUUUUCUGCUCGGUCUUGCCACAUAAUCUGGUAUCAUCGAGGAAACUGAAUUCCAGAGAAUCUUCGAUUUUACCGUUGUAGUAUUUUUAUCACGCGUUGAAAUUGUACUAUUUAAAUGUACGGUGAUAUCAUGAUUUUACGAUGUGCAAUGUUGAGACUUGAAACGUAUUAUUGUUUAGUUAUUUACGUAGAUUUUAUUCGACGCUUCGUGAUUGAGUAACAGGGUAAUGCUUUGCUCGCUAGGUUGACCGUUUUAAGGGACCUCAAAAAUAGCGGCUUUCGAAUAUCAGGAGUGCAAUAGAAAAUAAAACAUGAAUUUCGAAGUAAUAGUAUUGCUUAAUCUUUCAAACUUUUGCUACUCAAAAAAUCCCCGUAAAUUAUGACUACCUGUUGUAAAUGUACUGGUUUAUGUAGCUUGCAUGGGACACUACGUAUAUUUUGCAAAACGUUCAAUGACGUAAAUGGACAAGACAGAAGCACGCACCUUAGUUUAUGAAUCACGAUGCAAGGGAAAAUUAUUAAAGAAUAAGUUGCACGCGACAUUGAAUUGAUAUAUCUGAAACUCCCCCAGAUAAAACAUAACCAGUCUAAUUUUGAUAAUUACACUCUUCACACAACAUUAACUUCCCGUAUGUAAACAUAAGUAUGAGGCGCGCAAAGCAUGACCCUGAUAUUCAUUCUUAUGGGUAUUUGAAUGAAUUGGCGCUCAUGAUUUGUAGUCUUUUGCGACAAAUGUAAACAUAACUCAUCGUGAAAUUUGGUAUUGAGGAGGUUUUUACAAACAAAAUGUAUAUAAAAAUAAUCUGUAUGAAUAGAUCAUUAAAUAGUGGUGUUGUAGCAA